UUUGCCAUUGAGACUGCUCAAUGAGUUUUUAAUAUUAAGAUAGAUAGUUGAUUAAAAAAAAUUAAGAUAGUUAUAUGUAUCCUUUUAUUGACAAAAACCUUUCUAAAUUCGAUUUUUUGGGUAAACUAUGCUGAUAAUCCACCAAGUUUUUGGUCUAAUCGACAAAAAAAUUAAGAGGAAAUGGCCACUAACGUCAUCGGUUCGUUCGAUUUUAGUCCCUAACGUUAUUAGUCCGUUCGAUUUUAGUCCUUCAACCAUGUUAGUGACUUCAACAAAAUUGACUUGAAAUAAAAGGGGCUAAACAAAAUAAAUAGCAUAGAGACUUAAACCGGAUGACCGAUAACGUAAGAUAUCAUUUCCCCUUAAUUUCUUUUUUGGUGACCAAAGUCAGUCAGACCGAUAACAAAAGGGACGGAUGACAACCUCUAAGAUUUCAACUUCUAAGAUUUCAACCUCGGACCAGCAAGGUAGAAACGUGAGGUGCAUAAAUGGUACAUCAGGGUCUAAUAGGACCAUAAAUUCCAGGAAGACGGUCUCAGUGGUGACCGAUACUGCAAAGGAGGUCCCGAUGUCUAGAAGAAAGAAUUUGCCUAGAAAGAAACACCCCGUAAAUGAGGAUCUUCCGUCUGGACAAAUUGUUCCUGAUAUUUCAUCUAGAAACGGCUGUGAAAGGUCAUAAAAUGUAAUGCUACAACCAAUGGACACUUGAAUCAGGAUGCACAUGUAAAGAAAACAAGCACGGAUGUUGUUUCGUUUACAUUUACAUCCCCCAUAUCAAGAUCCAUGCCUGACGUAUCUUCCACUAGUAAAGUUGAUGAAAACAUCUGCAGCAGCAGCUUUUAUACCGAUCCUUCUGGUGACAUGCUAUUUUCGAAAAGCUCGGCAUUAUCUUCUCCUGGAUUCAAUGUAAUUGGCGGAGAUGCUCUGAGUGCUAUUUUGAAGAAAAAGCUUCAGGAAUUGACAAGCAGAAUCGAGUCAUCCAACUGCAAUAUCAUCAUAGAGGGGACUUCUACUAGCCUUACACCCACUUUGAAAAAUUCAGUGCCGGCGACCACAACAUCGGCAGCACAUAACGAAAGGCUUCCGGUGGAUCAAGAUAAUGAUAUUGCAUAUAGCUCAGGUGACUUGGACCGAUCUUCUGACAACCUGGCGCAUGAUUGGAGAAGGAAGUGGCAGCAGUCCGAAGAAAUCGAAGAGCAAAAUGCAGCCUGCAGCAGCAGCGAGACUGGCAUAGAAGUCGAUAACCGACAUCCUGUCCUGCUUUCAGCUCUUGAACCUGCUGUCACUAGCGCUGGCUGCUCGAGUAGCAGAAACUGCACCACAACAUCGAUGUCGGAUCAAGAUCAAGAAGUGUUAAAUGGGGCCUCCGGAAGCGAGUCUCGGACAGAAAUCGGUACGGAGUUAACCGACUCAGCAUCUUCCAAACCUGCGGGAGAAACGAACGGAACGCUUUCAACUAUGGCAUCAAAUUCCACGGACUAUAAACAGUCAAUCAAAUGGGAAGCCGAUUUUGUGAAAAUGGUGCUAAAAGAUUCUGAGCUAUUGUUCAAAGAAUAUGCAUCGGGUCAGACCGAAAAGGUAAUGACCCUGAAGGCCUUCAAUCAACUCGAGCAUCCGAAUGGAACAGAGAGAAACGGAGAAGACUACAAGCUUGCACAAAAGCUUUUGCCCGAUUACGUGAGUGAAUGCUUGGAGGCGAGGUACCGAAAGGUUCUGGUCGGAAGCUGCAAAGGACGUGUUAACUGGGAAAAAACGAUACAGCAACCGGAUCGGUUGGACGACAAGUUGAGCAAAGAGAUUUCGGGCUGGAAAAGCAUGGGGGACACAAUGGUGGAUGAUAUUGUAGACAUGGACAUGAGCACAAAGCAUGGGAGAUGGCUGGAUUUUGACAUGGAAGCAUUGGAACAGGGUGUGGAGAUUCAGAAGAACAUACUAACUUCAUUAGUUGAUGAAUUAGUUUCUGAUUUAUCAUUUUAAGGCUGCUUUGAGAUUAGGGUAAUUCUGCGGGACUACCUAAUAAUUUAAGGCUAAAAUG
Molecule: messenger RNA, 2035 nt
Organism: Hibiscus syriacus
Lineage: Eukaryota; Viridiplantae; Streptophyta; Magnoliopsida; Malvales; Malvaceae
Exons: 3
Coding region: 784-1977 (397 amino acids)
Source: RefSeq, a predicted model, not a curated record